This is a messenger RNA of Schistosoma rodhaini, 573 nucleotides long. Lineage: Eukaryota; Metazoa; Platyhelminthes; Trematoda; Strigeidida; Schistosomatidae. The record is from the annotation of a GenBank genome assembly.
AUGUUCAACGAAAUGAAGCACAAAUUGACUAAAUUAUUGUCUCAACGGUCAUGGAGCAGUGAAGAUGACAAGCAAAAGGCUAUUUCAACGGUUUCCAACAUCAGUGCAUUAAUGGUUGAUUCAGCAUUUCUCGAUAAAGUAAAUAAAGAACCAGAUAUAAUACUCGAAAAUGAACUUUCUGAGAAUAACUACUUUAUAAAUGCCUACUACUCUCAGAAAGCUCGAACUAAAACAUCUUCAUCAGAAGAUUCAAUGUUACUGAACUUCGAUCAGUUGCAUUUGUUUUAUCCUGUCAUUGCCGUUGGAAGUCGUGUAGUUGUUAUAUUUUCUGGGAUAUUACAUCCACCGUUUUGGAGUGAAUCACAUUCAAUGUCGGAAAAGUACGGAAUUUUCGGUUGGCUUCUUGGUUCUCAGAUUAUAUCUGCAGUUUUAUAUGAUAAGGAGUUGAGAAGACAAACGCGAUAUCCACUAGAGUGUAAACCAAAUGCUUCUACACCGUUUGGAAGUCAAUUAUGUUGUUUAUCAGAACAAAUCAACUCUGAAAUACCUCAGAAUGAAGUAAGAAAAUUCUAA